Molecule: messenger RNA, 3311 nt
Organism: Acanthoscelides obtectus
Lineage: Eukaryota; Metazoa; Arthropoda; Insecta; Coleoptera; Chrysomelidae
Source: the annotation of a GenBank genome assembly
CACGGACGUAUAUAAGGGGGGGGUUUUGGGGGUCCGGACCCCCCCAUUCAUAUCCACCUUACUUGUCCAACAGAAAAAAAUUACAUGCACCGCGCCGAUUGUAAUAAACGAUAGUUGCUGUGGAGCGUGUCCGUAGGGCGAGUAUCGGAAAACGCGAUGCGUAUGCCCGCGUAGUGCGGGGUGAGGGGGGAUGGGCACUUCCCCCGCCACCGUCGCCCGCGCUUCGGCGGCGCGCACCAAACCAAGCUAGUCUAGUAGUCUAGUCCACAGAACUGUCUAGUCUAUUUUAUCUCUUCGCGUUGACGCGUUGCGCAGUUGUUAUAAAUACAAUAUAGAAAGAAGUGUCGCUAUGAAACGAACAAAUCAGGUAUCUCUUUUGGGUUUUUUUUGUAAGAAAGAGAGUCCAAAGCCCAAUGAACUUUUGUCAAUUGAAGAAGUAGGAAUAAAUAGAGCGGGGCCAUCCACAGAUACUGAUGACGAUGAAGUGAAGAAAGGUAAGUCUCUUAUUUAUUUAAUUAGGAAGAAAUCCAGUUAUUUGAAUUUAAUGGACGCUCUAAAAACUUUUAUCCUGCUCUUAUUUUUAUUCCCAGAGAAUUUUUGUAAACAAUUGUGUUGCCGUGAGCAUAAAAUAUUUGACAAAAAUGGUAAUUUCAGUGUAUAUGCGGAAUGUACCUAAGUGUCAUAAAAUCAUUUCGCCUUUUAAGAGAAAUAGAAUUAUAUUUAACAAGUAAGUGGCGCCCGCGACUGUGUUCGCGUAGACUUAAUUUUUAGUUGAAAAUUCUUAUUCCCAACAUAACUUUUUAGUUUUUGUCAAAUAUUUCUUUGUUACAGCCAGGAUCGAUUUGUGUUCGGCUCCGUCCGCAGCCGCAGCCAGGACGGGUUAUGAUAUUGGGAAAUACGUAUGUCAUCCUCCAAGCAAUGACGAGGAAAAGCUGAAAGCAUUAAAAGAGCCUUGGAUUCCUCCGGACACAUUUAAAUUUCCAGUCACUGACACCGGUAAAAAGAAACUUUCUUUUCAACGCCAUUGGACUAACAGGUACUCAUGGCUUGUAUAUUCAAACCUCAUGCAUGGAGCACUUUGCAAAGUAUGUGUUCUACUUGGAAAAACGCAAGGUGGUCGUGGUCAUCAAGAACUUGGAGCCUUUGUUAGUAAGCCAUUUAUUAACUGGAAGAAAGCUUUAGAGAGCUUUGAUCACCAUGCAGAUACGAAGUAUCACAAAUUUGCUGUUGAGCAGGCAGCAAAUUUUGCAAGGAUCAUGGAAGGAAAAACGCUUGAUGUUACAGAAUGCUUAAAUGUAGAAAACAAUAAAAUUGCCGAAGAGAACAGAAAAAGAUUAAAAGCCAUUGUUGAAACAAUUAUUCUUUGCGGAAGGCAAGCAAUAGCACUAAGAGGAAGUCAUGAUUCUGGAGAAAUUGGGAUAAAUGAGCCUGAACAUAAUGAUGGUAAUUUUAGAGCACUUCUUCGUUUUCGUGCGCGAUCUGGCGAUGAAGCACUCAAGAAUCAUUUACUAACACAAAACAUUCACAGUAGAGCCAUGUAUACGUCAUCAGUAAUUCAAAAUGAGGUGAUUGAACUAUGUGGUAGUGCUAUUCAAACGCAAGUACUUAAUAGGGUCAAAGAGGCUGGUUUUUUUACUAUACUUGCUGAUGAAACACAAGACAUUUCACGGCGAGAACAAUUAGCGUUAUGUUUACGAUAUGUACACUGCUCAUCUGGGAAAUCGGUUAUACGGGAAGAUUUUUUAGAAUUCAUUCACGUAGAAGAUGUUUCAGCUCAAGCUUUGGCAACGACUAUUAUAUCACAUCUUUUAUCAUAUAACUUGGAUAUGGAUAAAUGGAUUGGUCAAGGCUAUGAUGGCGCUGCAGUGAUGAGCGGCCGGUUACGGGGCGUAAGAACAAUAAUCUCAGAGCAAUACCCGAAGGCGCAAUUCGUACACUGUGUUGCUCAUGUUCUUAACUUAGUUUUAGCGCAUUCAUGUGAGAUACCAAUGAUACGUAACUGUAUCGGAACCAUUAAGAGCGUAAUAAACUUUUUUCGCCAAUCACCGCUUCGCGACGGACUUUUGAAGAAAAUUGCGGAUCAAAUUAACUCAUCUCAUUCAACGCUUAUCUCUCUUUGUGAGACAAGAUGGACCGAGAAACACGUGGCGGUCGAAAGAUUUGCAGAAAUGGUUCCCGUUAUACGCGAAACACUUGGGGCACUUCAAGAUGCUGCAAGCAGCGACGUCGCUACUCAAGCAUACCAUCUUCAAACCGCUAUGGAUAACAGCCAGUUUAUUGUUUCUUUAGUUAUACUGAGAAAAGUUUUUUCAUAUACAGCAAACCUUAACAAAGCAAUGCAGAAAGUCAAUGUCGAUUUGACCAACAUUUGCGAAUAUACAAAAACGGUAAAAACGACUUUACUAAAUGUUCGGAACGAAAGUCAGUUUGCAAUCCUUUUUGAGCAAGCGCAGCAGAUGAGUUCAGGCGAUAUAGUCGUGCCAAGAAUAACUGGAAGGCAAACCCUGCGCAAUAAUAUUGCAGCAGAAACUGCCGAAAUAUACUACCGACGAAAUGUGUUUUACCCUUUCAUUGAUCAUGUUAUUGCAGAACUCGACGCUCGUUUUAAACCACAUGAAUCGACGAUCGAAGGAAUUCAAAUGCUGUUACCUGAAAAAACUAGUAAUGACUCCAGGAUAAAAGAAAAUCUUGAAAAAAUUGCACAAACAUUUCUUGGUGGAGAAAAUGAAGGCACAAUAUUUCUGAGUGAAUAUGAGAUAUGGCACAAUCACUGGAAAUCUGUAGCACAAAAACCUGCAACUGUGCUUGACGCUAUCGAUAACUGCGAUGAUCAGUUCUUCCCUUCAAUAAAAAAGCUUCUAAUUAUCUUAGCCACACUCCCAGUGUCCACUGCAACCCCUGAAAGAUCUUUCUCUACCUUAAAGAGGUUAAAAACUUACCUAAGAAAUAAAAUGGGCGAUGAAAGACUUACUGGUCUGGCUUUAAUGAGCGUACACCGAGAUCUGGCGGUGCAACUAGAUUCCGAAGAAAUUAUCAAUCAGUUAGCAAUAAAACGUAAAAGACUAAAUUUAUUAUUUUAAAGUUUCAUCUUUGUUACUUUUGAAUAAAUAUUGCAAUACAUACAUUAAACUUUUUAUUUAAAGGCACCUACCUAAGUAACCUGAGUUAUAUAUUAUAGAUUACCCGCGACUAUACUUGCGUGUUAUAAUCGAAAUGUUUAAUCUGUAAGUAAUAGAUCCAAUUGGCGUUAGAGCUCUGUUUUUUUUCACUUUGGGGACCCCCCCCUUAUCAGAGCUAUAGCUACGUCAGUG